AUGGGAUCUCAUCCAUGCAAGCUUUUGAUGGAUACGAUCCUUAAUGAUAAAAACUUCAACAUCCAAGCCUUUAUUAAAAGUGGUCUUGGUGAAUUUAUCAAUCAAUUAAUUAGUUAUUUCAAUACAUUCAAUAAGAAACAAGAAUCAUCUUUCUUCAAACGCGCUAAGUUUGUUAAUUCCAAGAAAGUCUUAGAAUCUUUGAAGAAGAUCUUCGGUUCUCCAACAAUAACUCACUUAGAUGGUGACAAGAAUUUCAUGACUAACCUUAACUUGAUCUUCUGCACACUUCUCCAUCCAGAAUCCCCAGCAGAAUGCCGUGCUGGCGCACUUGAUGUGUUCUUAAUUAUGAUUGUUCUUGUAAAUCAAAAAGAUCUUCAAUAUUUCCAGAAAUCUCUCUCAAUGAUGAUCCCAUAUGCAAUUGUUGCCAGAGGUUCAGACGUUAACGACUUCAAGGAGAAGAUCUACAAGGACAUUAACCCAAUUUAUGUUGAAAAUCCAAAACCAGUCACAAGCGAUCAGGCUAAAGCAUCGCUUUCCACGGUUCUCACAUUUGUAUUCAAGAAUUGGACUACACAAGGUUCAUUUGUCCAAUCAAUUUUAAUGAAUAACAUUUUGAAAGUUAUUUACAGGGCCAGCAUUGAAAAGGCAGGCGUUCCAACACAAGACUAUGGUUUCUCUUACAACCCAGAGAUUUUCCAUGAAGAAAUUGUCCAAUUUAUUCAAAAAUUGCUCAAUUCCGAAAUGGACAUCUCACCACUCUUCGCAAACAGGGAUUCCAUUACCGCCAUCUUCGCCGUUGCUGAAGCCACCACAACACAAGCUGUUAUCAGUGGUCUUUGCACUUCAUGCAUCCUUAUCUCAACAGUUUACUCGAAUACAACAUAUUACAACGCAUGCUACAGCUCUAAGGACUUCAACAAGAACACCGGUAAGCUUAUCUUCAACAUUCUCGCUGCAAAUUGCAAGAAAGAUGGUUCAAUGGAGCAAGCACUCAUUACUGCGUCAUACGAUCCGAUCAAGAAGUAUCUCGAGACUGUAUUACAAGAGUUCCAACUCGCGCAAACCUAUUUCAGGUCAAUUUUCCAAAUAAAUGACGAGAACCAUGGCGUUUUCGCACAUUUCAUCUGCUGCAUACUCCGCUUCUUAGUUGAUUCGAACGAGAAACGUCCUGAAGUUUGGAGUUUCUUCAUAAAAGAAUUUUGUCAGCGAAAGAUCGGUGCCGCCGCCUGUUCAUACUUCCUCCAAUACUUAGUAGUACUCGGAUUACCAUCACUGUUCGAUUUCGAUACAACAAAAUCGCGUUCUUUGGCAUCUCAAUUUAUUCAACGAAAUAAGAGGAACAGACAAGAAUCCUGCUACGACUUUAUUGGUGAGAACCUCGAACAGAUCAUCGAAAUACCACACGAGUUCACCAGAAAGGUUUUGAAGCAAGAAUGGGCUCCAUUUUCUGAUUUCGACGAGAUUAUUAGCAAUAUCUUCAUCCAACCACUCGAAAUCAGUCCAGACAAAGUCCUUCCUAUCAUUAACUUCAUUGUUCCGUUCUUUAAUUUCAUCAAAUUGGAUGAUGAACAGCUUUCCUUAUUAAUGUUCAUUCCUUUGUACCAGAUGUCAGAGACACUUGCAAGAUGUUCAUUAUUCCCACCAGGAAUCAAGAUCCAGUCCCAAGUUCCUUAUCAAAUCUGCGGAAACUUCCUUUUCCAGGCCAUCUUCGACCAGCCGUACUCCGAAAUCAGAACAGCAGCGUUCUCCGCACUCGCCAAAGUCCUAAACCUCAAAGAGAUCCAGAAAUAUCUUGGUCAGAAGAAUUUAUCUUCUUGGUACGCAGCAUUGAUGCUUCAAAUGACGAAUGAGAACAUCGAUAUCAGAUCUAAAGCGUUCUUCGAGGCUCAAUCCACUGUUCAAGACGCUUUUACAGGAUCAUCUUAUUUAAUUCCUCUUAUGAUGGCUUUACUUGAAGAAGGAUUAGUCGACAGAUCACAACAAACGAUGUCCUUCCUUUCUUCAUUCCCUCUCUUCAGAAUUGAACCGAAAGUCAACAAGAAUUUCCUCGAUGGCAUCAUAAAAGUCAUCAAAUCCAACAAGAAACAGUUCGUCGCCAACGCAGAGACACUUCUCAACAAGACAGGAGCAAAUCUGAGAAGCAGAGCCAUUGUUUUACUGAAAAAGAUCGAUGAUGAAAUCAAAAACUGCAGAGAAAGACUUGAAUUACUCGAAUUCGUUGAUCCCGCGUUCAACGCAUUACUUGCUGAUGAAUUAUCACGUGAUAAGAACGAGAUUGACUCGAAAUUAGUCGAAGAUAUCCUUAAAAGGUUCAUCCAUUACAUGGCAAUCAAGAGAACAGAGAGUAUUUGUUCCAUCAGAACUUCAAUGAUGUACAUGCAAAUGAUGAUUGACAAUUAUCCACAAAUUGUCAAUAAUUAUGUCAAAGAAAUUUCAAAUCUCUGCAUCAAAUUGACAGAAAAAGAUGAUGUUGAGUGGUCAUUCCAAGCCAUCAGACUUACAACUGAUCUAUACGUAGAAACAGGCAGAUUGAUCAAAGUCAGUGAUUUCUACAAAGAUUUCGCUCUUUUCUUGAGAAACGGAAUCACAAAAGAAUCCCAAUUUUCUCAAGACAUCAAAGACGUUAUGUCAAAUUCCUUAGAAUUACUGUCAAAGAACUACAUGAGGUAUCCAUUGCCUUUGACACCGAACUUCUUGACUUCUCUCGCAUCAGUUAACAACACGAAGCCAAGUUACAACAUUUUCAGAUGCAUGAAUACGUCAAGAAGAUCUUUGACAACAGAAAACAAAGUACAGAUUUCCACUCAAUUCCCAUCAGGUCAAUUUGUUUGGGAAUUCACGCCCGUAAAUCAGUCAAUUGUCAAAGAAAUGAAAUGCAGUGAAGUGAAGUCAUCGUCACUUUUCACUAAAGAGGAACGUGUUCCAGAGCCGUAUUUAUUCAAAGACCAGAAGAGUUUCUCAGACAAAGUUGACACUAUAAUUGACAGUUUCAAGAUCGAAAAGAUGGAUUUGUUCCCUGACGGUCAUGAUCUCAACGAAACACUGAAUAAAAUCAUCGCGAUGCCUAAUGAUUACAAACAGAUGGAGAAGGCCAAACUUGGCAAACUCACUCCACCAGAGAUAAACAUGAAUACUCCUGCAGCUAUUUUGAAUUCUGUUCAUCUCAUGAGUCCAGACAAUUUCGAUAAAUCAAGACUUUACACAAAUGACACAAGAUCUAAUGAUUUCUUGGAUAAAGCUAAUGUUCAUUCAACAAGAUUGGGAACAAAGUUCGGUGUCAUUUACGUAAAGGAUUCUUCAGAAGACCAGAACGCAAUUCUCGGUUGCACGUUACCUGAUGUUUCUGAACAUUUCAAAGAGUUCGUUACCGGUUUGGGUUGGCCGAUCAAUUUGCAGAAACAUCCAGGAUAUUUGGGCGGUUUGGAUGCGAAGAACGAAAAGAACGGCCGCACAUCUAUUUACUACGCUGACUUUGCGCAUGAAGAGAUGUUCCACGUCGGUCCUCUUCUUCCUAACGAUCCUAGCGACAAACAGCAGAUCUACAAGAAGAGACACAUCGGAAAUGACCACAUCCACAUCUGUUGGUGCGAUGCUGCUAAAGAUUACAACACUGCAACGAUUUCUUCUCAGUUUAACCAGGCACACAUUGUUAUUUAUCCAUUACAAAACGCUUUGUUCGGUGUGAAGAUUAAAUGGCGUGAUGAUGUUCCAUGGUUUGGCCCAUUGAGAUGCGAUUUAGUUGUCAACAAACUGGCUCUUCCUUCUCUUGUUAGAGAGACAGCAGAAGGAGCAAUGCUUGCAAUCUACUUCAAACAGAGCACUUUCUCUCAUCCUUUGAGUGACAUUAAGAAGGUCAUGGACAACUUGAAUGACCAGUGCCAGGAGAAGGAUAAGAAGAACCCACACAUCGUAUUCACUACUCUUCUUCAGCCAAUCAAAGAAACUGACAACUAA
Trichomonas vaginalis G3 is the source of this 3954-nucleotide messenger RNA. Its product is annotated as GTPase activator protein. Lineage: Eukaryota; Parabasalia; Trichomonadida; Trichomonadidae. Bases 1 to 3954 code for a protein of 1317 amino acids. The record is from RefSeq and is a predicted model, not a curated record. Gene Ontology annotation, molecular function: GTPase activator activity. Gene Ontology annotation, cellular component: cytoplasm; nucleus. Gene Ontology annotation, biological process: regulation of small GTPase mediated signal transduction; positive regulation of GTPase activity. The transcript has a single exon.